Molecule: messenger RNA, 3210 nt
Organism: Rhea pennata
Lineage: Eukaryota; Metazoa; Chordata; Aves; Rheiformes; Rheidae
Gene: FYTTD1
Product: forty-two-three domain containing 1
Exons: 9
Coding region: 60-1010 (316 amino acids)
Biological process (GO): mRNA export from nucleus
Cellular component (GO): nuclear speck
Molecular function (GO): mRNA binding
Source: RefSeq, a predicted model, not a curated record
GGUUCGCUCGCUGUUGGUUGAGGCGGUGAGGGUAGGUGGCGGUGGUCCUGCGGGAAGCCAUGAGUGGUUUCGGGGCUGCAAAGCCGCUUCCGGGCUCCUCGACUGCGGCGGGGGCCCGGAACGGCAGCAGUGACAGCCUAGAGAAGAUCGACAUGUCUCUCGAUGAUAUAAUCAAACUGAAUAAAAAAGAAGAGCGAAAGCAGUAUUCCCCCAAAAUCAAAAGGGGACUUCAGCAGAACCGAACUCGGCAGUUCAGGACACCAGGCUCCAAGUGGGGAAUCCAGCAGCAGAAAGGUUACGGUAAAAAUCGUUUGGGACGCAGAAAGAAGGUAGCAGGGAAGAAGCGUUCUUAUGGAGUUAUAACUGGCUUGGCAGCCAAGAAAGCAAUGGGUUCACGCAAAGGAAUUAGUCCUCUGAACAGACAGCCACUUAGUGAGAAGAAUGCACAGAGGAAUUACCCAGUUUUGAAAAAGAAAACAACCCUGCAGAGACAAUCUGAAAUGCAGAGAAAACAAGCACCAGCCCUCAGGAGGCCUGUCCCACUAAACAGAAGGAAUAAUGUACAAUCCACUUUUACCAGAAUUGGAAACAAACUAAAUCAACAGAAAGACACUCGUCAAGCAACUUUUCUGUUUAGAAGGGGUCUGAAGGUGCAGGCCCAAGUGCAGCCAGCAGACGAUCUAGAUAAUCAGACAGUAAAGAGAACCCGUCAAUGGCGAACUUCUACCACAAGUGGAGGGAUUCUGACUGUAUCUAUUGACAACCCAGGAGCAAUCAUAAAUCCAAUUUCCCAGAAAUUACGAUUAACUCGUACUCCUGUGCCCCCGUUUCUGAUGAAGAGGGAUCAGUCUGAAGAGAAGAAGAUUCCCAAAGGGGUUCCUUUGCAGUUUGAUAUUAAUAGUGUUGGAAAACAGACGGGGAUGACUUUGAAUGAGCGUUUUGGGAUCCUGAAGGAACAAAGAACAGCGCUGUCCCAGAACAAAGGAAGCCGUUUUGUAACCGUGGGCUAACCUGUCGAAUGGACUUGAGUACUGAACCCACCUAUCUAAGAAACUGAGAUAAAAGUGGGCAGAAGAAUACAGCAUACGUCACUGAAAUUCUCCAAGCUUCUUGCUAAGAUAGUGGCAGACCUAACUAUCUUUAUUACUUUUACUUUGAACAGUAAAAGACAUGAUGCCCUGGGGUGAAAAAUAAUGGGGAAACCAAUCUGCUGGAGUGGCACCAUGAUCUAGCUGAAAAAGAUUUUGUUGCUCAGCUGAUGACAAACACUGAUUUUUGGUUCGUCUUGCAACCAAAAUACAAACAUGAGGAUAAAAGUUUGGGGUUUUUUGUUUGUUUUUGUUUAGGAGUGCUCAAUAUCUGUGCUUUGAUUCCCCUAGUAAAGACCGUUAGUGUUUUCAUUACAAUCCCAUUUUUAGGGUGUUAGGGACUGUCUAUAAACUUCCCUCUGGACUGCAGUUUGGCACAGAGCCUCAGUCUGAAUACUUCUGGUAGUGAUGUAGCGCAUUUUUUCAUGGGAACAUUAGUUGUAAUUCUUUAUGCUUUUGAUGUUCUUUCCCCCCCCCCCUUCCUUGGAGACUAAAUAUUUUGCAUCCUCAGUUUCUCAAAUAAAGCUGUUAGCUGAGACCCAAAAUAUGUAAUUGGGAUGGAGACUAUUCUACUCUUUUCCUUACAUAUGGUCCAGAUCACACUGGAGGAAUACUUCACAGGCAGUAUGGGCAUAGUUUAUAUUACAAAUAGCUGAAGUUCAUCAGCAUCCUCUGCAAUGGAGUAUGUCUGUCUCCUUUUUUUCCUUAAACUUCUAUUUUCUAUUUUUUUUUGUAUUUUUUUUCCGUAAACUUAAUGCAAUAACUUCACAUUUUUUGAAUAAUUUUGUAGGAAUAAAUACAACAGUUCAGAAGAAAGUGGUAUGGUAGAGUUCCUUACCUUCCCAGACACAGGAUUCUUAUCUUGCCCCAGAGAGUUUUCUCUGUCCUUCAGAAAUGACCAGAGGCAAGCAAUUUAAUGGCACUUGUUUGUAUAUACCAAAGAGAGGUAAGAUGUGAAGCUGAUCAGCAGUGGUCAGACAUCUUGAAGUUGGUUAAGCUGGGGAAGAGUUGCAGGAAUGAAGCUCUUAGUCUGCCAGCAUGUGUAAGGCAUUAAAUAGGUGCACUUACUUAAUGCCUGGUUUAAUGCAUCAGAAUCUGAAGGAUGGUAACAAUUGGGGCUCCUUAUUGUAAAUUUAUACCAUUCCUACAAAUGAGGCACAUGUUCAGAAUUAACUUGGUGACAAAAUUGCUUCCAAUCUAGGAAGUGAUGAACCACCUAACACUGUUCUCCAGCAAUGUGAUCGAGGUACAGCCAGAUAAAAGAAUUGUUGACUGGCUGUAUCCACAAAUGUUUAUGGUGUGUAAAGUCAUUCUAAUUACUCCUAUUUUCCUUGAAGAAUUUACAUUUUACUUCUUACAAAGAUGAUUUCCUUGCAUUUUUAUCUCAAAUUCAAAGCUGACUAGCUGUUUUCCUGAACUUGUGUUGAAGAGCAUUUGACAGUAGAAGGGCUUUCUGUCAUAUAGCAGUUUUAAAGUCAGAAUGCAUCCUUGACACUAUAUAGUACUUAAAAGCUUAUUUUUAAUGUUGAAAAAAUAUACCUUAGCAAAAACAAACUAAAAGUAAUGGUGUUAAGAUUUUUUUCUUAAUUACUAAUAGAUUUUUUUGGGAAAAAAAUAUCCCACUGUUAGAACUUGAGUAGAUAAUGUGGUGUUAGUCAUCCUGUUUCAGUGUAUACGUUUUCCAUGUGCCAGGAUGCAACAAAAAACAUUCUUUUGCAUCAACAUAGAUGCAAAACAUUGAUGCAGUGCAUCAAGAAAUGCUAGUUUGUAUUUAAUGAGAAGAUGCUUUACACUGUACCUUUUGGUAUUUUUUGGAGAAGUUAUUACAUUUGAUCUAUUCUGAAGCUGUUAAUUUUUUUUUAAUAAAACGUUACAGGUUUCAUACUUUCUUGUUCCUGUUAUAACCACUUGGGCAAUAUAUUGGUUAUAUAAAUGUUCUGAUAUCCUUCAAGGGGUUGUUAAUGAUUUAAUCAUUAUUAAAUGUGUGAAGACUGUAUCAAAAGUUAGUCUAAUUUAAAGGGAGCUUGUGUUCAUUUCCAGCUUAGAAUUCUGAAAAAUGAGCACUUACCGCACUGGUCCUGUAUAAGCUCAUUUGUAUCUGAAAAAUACAUUAAUAACUGAU